GCUGCUCCCAUCCUACGUGAAUGCAGCAUAAACUGUUGAGGUGAUCCAUGGCAACAGAGAAGCCAGUCCUACACACACACACCUCCAAUCUCUACACACUCUCCGUCAAUGUAGCCGGAAUGCAGCGAGGAGGAAUCACUCUUAACCGAUAGAAAAAACAUCCAGCAUCAAGGUGACCGACCGGGAGCCUGUCAGUCAGCUGCCCCGAAAACAAGCUCCACAUCCCGGCAGGUGACAGCAGACAGGACCGCUGCAAACGGACGCUUUUUGUCCACGGACAAGAUGGUAGUAGCAAACGUUUCUGGGGCUUAAAAACCUGAAAAAUCACCUUUUGGUGUAUUAUUAUCCGGAUGCAAGCAAAAAUGAAUCCUAAUUUUAACACUUUGUGGGCUAAAAAGGCUUCAUAUAUUUGAUUUUUUUUUCAAAGUGUUGCCGGAAAAAAACGCUCACUUGCUCCAGAGCUCUCCACUGGUUUCUACUGAGAGCCGUGCAGUUUAAUAUUACAGUCCAUAUAUCUCUUAUCAGAAAGCAUAAUCGUGAAGAUGGCGACUGGGUCGGGUUGGCAGCAGUAUUACUGCCCUGCCGGUCAGGGGAAAUUUAGUUCAUCCACGGGAACCAGCAUGUCGUUUCAGACUGGCAUCGCCAUGGAAUAUACCCAAGACCUGCACCUGAAGAUGAGCAAGAAAAUAGCACAGCUAACAAAGGUUAUCUAUGCGCUGAACACGAAAAACGACGAGCACGAGGCGGCCAUCUCCACGCUGAAGGAGGCGCACGAAGAGGAGGUGCAGCAGAUCCUCUCCGAGACCAGAGAGAAGAUACUACAGUACAAGAGUAAGAUCAGCGAUGAGAUGGACCUGAAGAGGAGGAUCCAGUCUCUGGAGGAAUCCAUGGAGCUGCACGAGAGGAUGAAGAGGCAGGCCCUCGCCGAGUUCGAGAGCUACCGUCAGAGGGUGGAGGACAUGCAGAUCUGCACCGAGGCUCAGCACACGCAGCGGGUGGUGUCCAUGUCCCGGGAGGUGGAGGAGAUGCGGCGGUCCUUCGAGGAGAAGCUGCGGACGUUCGGCUCGGCGCAGACGCAGUUUGAGCAGGAGAAGAAGGCGGCUCUGGAGGAGCUGAAGGGCCAGCACCGGCAGGAGGUCCAGGAGCUCCUGCGCAGCCACCAGAGCCAGAACGCUGACUACAGCAAGGACCAGGAGAAACUGGUACAGCUGCACAAAGCCGAGGUGGACUCCCUGACGGAGCGGGUGGAGGAGCUCAAACAGGACAAGAAGAGACUGGUGGAGGAGUACGAGGCCAAACUCAGCAAGUCCCAGGCGUUUUACGAGCGCGAGCUGGAGGCCAUGAAGAGGACUCAGCAGCUGACGGCCGACAACCUGUUGGCAUGGAAACGCACCGAGAGCGAGCUGCGGCGGGAGUUUCAGACUCAGGAGGCGGCGCUGCAGAAAACGCUCGGGAAGCUGAGGCUGGAGCUGGCCCGCGUCACGGAUGAAGCGCGGGAAAACCGGGACAAAUCCCACAAACUGCAAGCGUCCCUGCACAACGCCGACAGCAACGUCAAGGACCUAACCAAGCAGCUUGACGAGGUGACCCAGAACUCAGAGAUUGUGGAGAUCCGUCAGAAAGAAGCCGAGUGUGAACUAGAAGCAGCGAGAGACCGAGUUCAGCAGCAGGCGACUGAAAUACUGCUCAAAGCCAGUCAGAUCAGCAACCUGCAGGCCACUCAGAUGACGCAGGAAGCCGCCAUCAGAGACCUGGACAACGAGCGCAGCCGCCUGAAGGACAAGGUGCUGAGGAUGGAUGAGGAGAGGGAGGCGCUGCAGAGCCAGAGCCAGGCGCUGGACGACAGGCAGAGGCAACAGCUGCUGUCCCUGGAGAAGACCCUGCGUGAGGAGAAGUCGUCCCACGAGAAGGACAUGAAGGACAUCCAGGCUCGAUCCGAAGAGGAGACCAACCUGAUGAAGGACAGCCAGGCCAGGGCUCUGGAGGAGGUCGCCAAGAAACACCGAGUCACCCUGGAGAACGCUCUGAACAACGCCGAGAAGGAGAAGAACCGCAUGCUGGCCGAGCUGGAUCAGCAGUUUGAGAAGGAGCGCCUCUCUCUGGAGGAGCAGAAGACGACGCUCCGCCAGCAGCUGGACGAGCUGAGGGAGGAGCUCACCUCCAAACUCAACGCCGCCAACGACGAGGUGGUCCGGCUGCAGCAGGAGGUGCAGCAGGGGGAGCAGGACAUGGGCUCAGCCGAGGGAACGAUCUGCACCCUGAAGGAGGCGCAGGACAAACUGCUGGAGGAGCUGGACGCCACCAGAGCCCGACUGAGGGAGACCAGCAACCUGCUGACAGCCCUGCAGGGUGAGCUAGAGAUCCAAAAGCGUCAUCAUGAAGCCAAAAUCAUCACCACCAAAGAAGAAGAAAAACUUAAAAUGGACAAGAUGGCUCUGGAGCUGGAGCUCAAAUGGACCGAAACACUCAGGCAGGAGUGUAAGAAGCUGCGUGAGGAGCUGAGAGAGGACCAUGAGGAGGACAAGGCGUUGGCGCUGAGUCAGCUGGCUCAGAGCAAAGAGCAGGAGCUGAGCAGCGCCAGGGAGAGCUGGCAGAGGAAGGUGGAGGAUCUGCUGGAGCAGAUCUCCCUGCUGAAGCAGAGUCUGGAGAUGCAGCUCUCUCAGUCGCAGGUCGUCCCUCAGCAGCUGCAGCAGCAGUUCAGUCAGGAGAGGGAGCACCUGAGGCUGCAGCUGGACGAGCUGCAGACGGAGCACCAGAGGAGGCAGCAGCGCCUGCAGGAGCUGCACCUCAGCUCCAUGCAGGACAUGGGAGCACGCCCGCAAGAGGGACUGAAGGAUUUGGAGGAGCGUCUCCGCCACCACCACCACGCGGAGCUGCAGUCUCUGAGAGAUGCUCACCGUCAGAGCAUCGAGACGCUCAAACAGCAGUCGGAGCAGGAGCUGCAGACACUGCGCUUUGAACUGGAGGACGAGGGCAAAGCCAUGCU
Molecule: messenger RNA, 2986 nt
Organism: Gymnodraco acuticeps
Lineage: Eukaryota; Metazoa; Chordata; Actinopteri; Perciformes; Bathydraconidae
Product: protein FAM184A-like
Source: RefSeq, a predicted model, not a curated record